Messenger RNA from Platichthys flesus (European flounder), 3425 nucleotides. RefSeq names its product aristaless related homeobox a (gene arxa). The coding region runs from base 331 to 1731 and encodes 466 amino acids. Gene Ontology annotation, biological process: regulation of transcription by RNA polymerase II. The record is from RefSeq and is a predicted model, not a curated record. Gene Ontology annotation, molecular function: DNA-binding transcription factor activity, RNA polymerase II-specific; RNA polymerase II transcription regulatory region sequence-specific DNA binding. The transcript has 5 exons. Lineage: Eukaryota; Metazoa; Chordata; Actinopteri; Pleuronectiformes; Pleuronectidae.
CGCGGUGACAGCCUCUACGUUUUAGCAGAGCAGAGCGCACAGAGCGGAGCAGCACGAGGCACACCGGAGUCAGCUGUCUGUCAUCAGCUGGGAGAGAGAGAGGGAGAGAGAGAGAGAGAAGCGGGGAGAAGAAAAGAGAAGAGAGGAGAAGAGAGGACAGGAGGGAGGAGUAAACGCUCCGGGUUCAAACUGACACACCGGCCUGACAGAGGAGAAGACCAGAAGGAUAAGGGACAGACGAGCGCAAGAAGGAGAGAGAGAGAAAGAGAGAGAGAGAAGGGGAGAGAAAGUGACAGGCGUUACCGAAACCAGACGAACCAAAGCGUCGACAUGAACGGACAGUUCGAGGAAGACAUCUACGACCGGGGAGAGAGGAAGAGCAGCAAGUCCCCGACGCUGCUGUCUUCUUACUGCAUAGAGAGCAUUCUGGGCCGCCGCAGCCCCUGUAAAGUCAGACUGAUCGGAGCGCAAAGUUUGACGGGUCUGCCCGGUAGAGGAGAGCUCGACAAAACGGCGGACGGGCCAACUAAAGACCCCCUGUCUCUCAGCGCUGACAUCCACCUGCCACCAAAGCUCCGCCGGCUGUACGGGCCCGGCGGCAAAUACCUCCACGACCACGCAGCGAAGCUGGACAGAGAGCGGUUGCUCCUGGAGCAGGCCAGCGACAGCCUCAAGAUCAGCCAAGCGCCCCAGGUGAGCAUCAGCCGCAGCAAGUCCUACCGGGAGAACGCGUCCCUGAGCCGGGGAGAGGGCGACCAGAGCCCCGUGGAGGGCUCGGAGGAAGGCAGCCUGGGGCUGGUAGAGCUCGGCCCACUGAAGUUCGAGGAGGACGCGGCGGGGAAGGAGGAGGAGAGCUGUGCGGACGCGGCGAGGCUGUCCCCGAAGGACGAAGAGAGGGAGAGCUUGAACGCCGGGGAUGGGGACGUGAGGGACGGGGAGGACAGCGUGUGUCUUUCGGCGGGCAGUGACUCGGAGGAGGGGAUGCUGAAACGGAAGCAGAGAAGAUACAGGACUACGUUCACCAGUUACCAGCUGGAGGAGCUGGAGAGAGCUUUCCAGAAGACACACUACCCCGACGUAUUCACAAGAGAGGAGCUCGCAAUGCGCCUGGAUCUCACCGAGGCCCGCGUCCAAGUGUGGUUCCAGAACCGCAGGGCCAAGUGGAGGAAACGCGAGAAGGCCGGGGUGCAGGCCCAUCCGUCGGGCCUGCCUUUCCCAGGCUCCCUGACUGGGGGCCACCCUCUUAGCCACUACCUGGACGGAGGCCCCUUUCCACCCCAUCCCCACCCGGCCCUGGAGUCCGCCUGGACGGCUGCUGCAGCAGCGGCCGCUGCUUUCCCGGGCCUUGCCCCACCACCACACAAUGGCGCCGCCCCACCCCUGGCCACCCAGCUCGGCCUGGGCACUUUCCUGGGCACGGCUGCAAUGUUUCGACACCCUGCCUUCAUCGGACCCACUUUUGGCAGGCUCUUCUCCAGUAUGGGUCCCCUGACCAGUGCUUCCGCCGCUGCAGCCCUCCUCCGCCAGCCCGCCCCUCCCGUGGAGAACCCCUCCCACGCGGGGCCCGUCCUCCCCGACCCUUCAACUUCCUCCUCGUCCUCCUCCUCUUCCUCAGCGGACCGCCGGGCCUCCAGCAUCGCUGCGCUCCGCCUCAAGGCCAAGGAACACUCGGCCCAGCUCACCCAGCUUAACAUCCUGCCCGCCGGAGCCUCGGGGAAGGAGGUGUGCUGAACACUCCCAACCCCAGCCCUAGCCCCCCACUCCAACCCCCCCCCCGUCCCGGGCUUGCGUCCCAUUCCAUGACACCCCUGUUACAUCCCCCUUGUCAAAGAACUCCUUCAUACCUCUGGAGGAAGCUGUCUCCAUGUCCCCUGUGUUCAACCAUCCCUGUUACCUCAUGUGUCCCCAACAAAAUAGCAUGACCAAAUUCAAAAGAGCACCGGCUGAGAAAAGUGUGUGUCUGUGUGGGUGUGUAGUUCAACGUUGGUUAAAACAUAGCACGAGAAUACAAAUUUUUUAAGCAUAAACAAAAUAUUUCUAUUAAUUAUUCUUUCACACAAACUGAAAUUAUCUCCUCUGUCAUUUCUCCUGAGCUAUAAUAUAGAGAUUGCCCAUGAAAUGUUGUUCUACAUGGAAAACAAAACACACAGCACAUCAUCAGUGGAGGAAUGUAACAAAGUUCACCGACGUUGAGUUGGAAUUUAAAGUACUUGUUUGAUGCCACUUUAUCUUUCACCAUAGUUCAGUGGAAAAUGAUCUAAACUCUGCACUACAUUAUUUUACAAAUUAUUUAAUUUGAAUUAAUAUUUAGACACAAACCAUAUCUGAUGAGCUUAUGAAAUGUCGGGUCUUGUUUUAGCUCGAACGAACAGUUCACGCUUUUCUUAAAUGAAUGCCUCAAUAAUUACAAUAACUCAGUAUUGUAUUGCUGUAAAUUGAAACUAUUUAAUAGUUAAUACUAAAUAAUAAAAUGAUAAUUUUGCCCAUGCCAUUUAUGUACACCCACUUAAGGAACAUUCUUAAAUCAGGAACUUUUGGUAUUUUACUGUGUAAUCUGACUACUUUUACUUCAGGAUCUGUCAUCACACACACACACACAUACACACACACACACACACACACACACACACACACAGAGCUGAAGCUCCGCCAGGGAAAGCCGAGACUUUAUAUAUAUAAAAAAGGAUUCUUCUCGUGCCACUUCACACGUGCACAGCCCGAGUGCUCGAUAUUAAACACUGCUCUGCUUACUCGGUAUGCAUGGACGUGGGCUGAGCUGGCCUGCGUCUGUAAUAAAGGUGAGUUGGAGGAAGUGCCCCCCCCCCCCGUGCCAAAGGAAACCUGUCCAUAGACCUUCCAUAGCCUUCUCUCGACGAGCCUGACUCCUCGACGCUCUGCACGCCGGUCCCACAGUGACACUCGACAAUACAUAUACACACAUAUAUAUAUAUAUAUAUAUGUAUCAAAGACGUGUACAGCUCUUUGACUGCAGCAGCGGUGAUGUUCCUGCUGUUUCAGAGUCAGGACGUGUGAGCAGACCUGAGGCCGACGUGUCUCUACUGACGUGACUGUACAUAUUGUGUAAAGAAAAAAAAAACAGAGGGGGAAAAAGUACACGGAGAAAAAAAAAAUGAAUGAUUUUCAAAACAAGGUCGUGUAUAUUUGAGGGAGACCGUGUUUUGAUAAUUUGCACUCGGUGUAGUGUUUUAAUGAAUGUUGCCCUGUGUAGAAUUUCACCUGUGUUUAUGAAUUAUUAUUAUUAUUAGGUUUUUAGAGAAUUAUUUAUGUCAACUCUUCCCCCCCGUCCCCCCCGCCCCAACUUGAGGAACUGAGUGAAGGACAGUUUUUCUGCUUUCUUUAUAAGUGAUUGUAAGUUUCCUGGUUUAUUAAUGCUAAUUUGAAAAUAAAUAACAUUGGUAAAAUGA